Molecule: messenger RNA, 2434 nt
Organism: Pelagomonas calceolata
Lineage: Eukaryota; Pelagophyceae; Pelagomonadales; Pelagomonadaceae
Source: the annotation of a GenBank genome assembly
GGUACCAGUACCAGCUUGAACCAACGGAACCGAAGGAACCGCACGGGAGCGCAAAAACAAAAGCACGCGCCUGCAGCACCCCCCGCAAAGAAGAUGAUGACCGAAGGGAUCACGGUCUACCUGCGCAUGCGCCCCACAACACAACCUAGUGAAGACUAUGACGUCGGCGCGGACGGCCGGUCGUUGAUGAUUCGGGACGUCGCAGCCAAGGCUGCCGGUAGGGACUCCCAGCGGGCUUUCAAGUUCGAUCAAGUAUUACCGAUGGACAUCACGCAAGCCCAAGUGUUCGAGCGCGUGGGCAAGCGCGUGGUACAAAAUGCUUUAGACGGCUAUAAUAGCACCGUCUUUGCCUACGGCCAAACUGGAAGUGGAAAAACAUUCACGAUUACUGGUGGUUCGGAGAGGUAUGAAGAUCGCGGGAUCAUUCCCCGAGCUCUCAGUAUGAUCUUCCAGGAGUUCCGAUCAAGGUCGGACUGCUCCUGGUCCGCGCACAUCAGCUACAUGGAGAUCUACAACGAGCAGGGUUUUGACUUAUUGAACGAAUCUUCAGGAGUGAAGGCGCUCCAGGACCUCCCUCGAGUUCGCAUGAUGGAGGACGAGCGCGAUGCGGCGCGGUUUCUUUCCGUUUCCGAACUCUAAGACGCGUCGAGGGCGUCGACGGGACGACGAGGCCACCGUGACGCCGUCGACACGACAGCGAGAGAGUGAUUUCGUCGUUGUGACAGCGAGACGCGACCGCGUGAUGCGCGCAGGCACGGCAAUUUUCAUUUGAGGAACCUGUCCAUGCACCGCGCCACCUCCGAGGAGGAGGCCCUCAACUUGCUGUUUCUAGGAGACACGAACCGGGCCAUCAGCGAAACGGCGAUGAACCAAGCGUCUUCUCGCUCCCAUUGUUUAUUCACGGUCUUCCUGGAAUGCAGAGGGGCCGGCGGUUCCGACAAAGUCCGUAGAUCAAAAUUGCACUUGGUGGACCUAGCGGGAUCCGAGCGAGUACAUAAAACUAAAAGCGAUGGGAUCACCCUAAACGAAGCAAAAUAUAUAAACACCUCAUUGUUUUAUUUGGAGAUGGUGAUUGUUGCCUUGAACGAAAGAAAUGAGAAUGCGCGGGACCACAUUCCUUAUAGAAACUCGAUGAUGACAUCCGUGCUCCGCGACUCUCUGGGAGGUAAUUGCCGCACCGUCAUGGUCGCGACCUGCUCCGCCGAGAAGGCCCAAACGGAAGAAUCGAUCAGCACAUGUCGCUUCGCGCAGCGCGUCGCGCUGGUCAAGAACGAUGCUGUUCUUAAUGAAGAAACAGAUCCGUCUGUCACGAUUGCCCGACUCAAGGCUGAAGUCGCUUCUCUGAGAGCGCGACUCGAGGGGCAGGGCAGGGGCGACGAGCUGGCCGAUGGCCGGGACCCGGACCACCGCCUCGCGGCGGCGCUAGGUCGGAUUCGAUUACAGGAGGCGGCUCUCGCGGACGUCCGCGCAACGACGUCGCGAUUCUUUGGGUUUGAAAUCGAGGAGGAGGAAAUGCGCGCGCGCAUGGCGGCCGCGCUGGAGCCCAUAAUCCGUGCGGAGCCGCUCGCUAUGACAGGACUUGACGAGGAUCCAGCGCAGCGACAAUACAACGUCGUCGGCGGCGGCGGUGUCGGCGUCGGCGCCGGCGAGCGCGGCGCCACGCGCCGCGACGGCGGGCGCCCCGGACGGGAGCCGCGCGGCGGCGGCGGCGUCAAUGGCGGCGAGCGUGGCGCCGCGCGCGGCGACGGACGGGAGGUCGAGGCCCGGCUGGUCAGUGACCGCAGCAGUGAGCGCGUCUGCGAACCACCGGCGGUCUCACCGGACUCAACGGGCACGCGCGAGAACCGCCUCCGGCGUCAGCUCGAGGCCGCGCGGUCGCGGAUGCGAAAGCACGAGCAGAUGCGGGACUGGCUCCUCCGCAGACGGCGCGAAGAAGAGGCGGCGGCUUUGGCCGAAGAAGAGGCGGCACGCAGAGCCCGUAUGCGUGAGGAGGAGCGCGAUGCGCGGGAUCGCCGCCGGCGGGCGGCGCAAAAACGAAAAAUGAGCGAGGAGUACUACGUUUUGAAAUCGACCAGAGCAACGGAGACAACGGACAUCCGAUCCUUCUGAGCCGGUAAACAGAAGACCACCAGGUUGCGCGACCAACCGACGCAGUCGUGGGUCGGCGAAGAGCUCGUCUUUAAAUUCGAAUACGCCGCCCCUGGUCCGCGCCCCAGUGCACGAUCGGCAGCAUGGCAUAGGUAUCCCGGCUGUGUGCGGGUCUGGGAUGGCCGUCGCGCGAUCGCGUCCGCCGAAAAGCAUCUUCGCCUGCUGGACGAGAUGCGCCGAAAGGGACGCUCGCCCAGUGGUGCUAUGUGUUUUAUGUUAACAAGCAAGUUUACAGUAUGGUCCGAGCACCGCGCAGUGUGAGAAGAUAAGUCUACUGUUUUAUCAA